Acanthosepion pharaonis is the source of this 1485-nucleotide messenger RNA. The record is from the annotation of a GenBank genome assembly. NCBI's taxonomy places the organism in Eukaryota, Metazoa, Mollusca, Cephalopoda, Sepiida, Sepiidae.
AUGUCUUUCUUUCUUUCUUUCUUUCUUUCUUUCUUUCUUUCUUUCUGUGCCAAUUUCUUCUUCAUGUCCUCAUCCUUCUUUCUUUCCUUCCUUCUUUCUUUCUUUCUUUCUUUCUUUCUUUCUUUCUUUCUUAAAUUUCUCCUCUUUCUUUUUGAGGCGUUUUUUUUUUCCUUUCCUCAUCUUUCUUUCUUUCUUUCUUUCUUUGCCAUUGACCAUCUAAGUGAUGAUUUUCUAUUUUUCUCUCCACUGAGUCAAAAAAUCGUACAAAUCUCAACUUUGCGCAUGACAUCCUCCGAUUUGGCAACUGUUCCUUUUUUUAUUUUCGUUUCAAUUUCGUAUCUUUUCUUUCAAAUUUUCGUAUCUUUUCUUUCAAAUUUUCGUAUCUUUUCUUUCAAAUUUUCGUAUCUUUUCUUUCAAAUUUUCUCUUUCUUUUUUCAGUUCAUUUUCACAGAUUUUUUUCAUUUCUUAUCUCUGCCUCCCUUUUACUUCUCUCCAUCCCUCCUCAUCUCUCCCUCUCUCUAUCACAGCCUUUCUCUCUCUCUCUUUAUCUCUUUCCAUACCUCCCCAUCUCUCCCUCCCUCUCUUACUCUCCCCUCUUCCUCUCUUUCACCCUUUCUCCAUCCUUUCACGUUUCUCUCUCGCUCUCUUACUCUCUCCUCUCUCUGUCUUUCACUCUCUAUCUAUUUAUUACUCUCCCUCUCUUACUCUCCCUCUCUCCAUGUCUCCCCGUCUCUUCCACCCUCUCUUACACUCCCUCACUUUAACCCUAUCUCUCUUACUCUCCCUAUCUCUCCAUCCCUUCACAUUUCCCUCUCUUACUCUCCCUUCGCCCUCUCUUUCACGCUCCCUCUUACUCUCCCUAUCUCUCCAUCCUUUCACAUUUCCCUCUCUUACUUUCCCUUCGCCCUUUCUUUCACCCUCCCUCUCUUACUCUCUCUCUCCUCCUCUCUCUUUCUCCACUACUGUUUCCUUUCGAUGUUUUUUUUCUUCAGCCCCUUUUCUCAUCUAUAUUCCUUUACUUUCACUCAUCUAACCGCAUCGAAUGUCGAUAGAAAUCCAUUUCAUCGAUCCGACCUUAACAGAAAAAAAAAAAAAAACACCCGCUACCUGAAAAACCACCCCCGCCACGCUUCUACAUAUUCUAACUUUUCCGAAUCAUCCCCCGAACCUCCUAACAUAUCACCUGACACCCUUUUCCCGGACACACACCCCAAAACGAGAUUCCGCUUGCGUGCGAAUGUUGAAGUGCUAGAUAUAGCCAUCCUCUUCCGCCUCACCUGCUACCCUCUUCCGCCUCACCUGCUAUCCUAUUCCGCCUCACCUGCUAUCCUCUUCCGAAGCACCUGCUAUCCUCUUCAGCCUCACAUGCUAUCCUCUUCGGCCUCACCUUCUAUCCUCUUCCGCCUCACCUGCUAUCCUCUUCGGCCUCACCUAAUAUCCUCUUCCGCCUCACCUGCUAUCUUUUUCCGACGCUGGACCACAUAA